Cannabis sativa is the source of this 5474-nucleotide messenger RNA. RefSeq lists its product as uncharacterized. The record is from RefSeq and is a predicted model, not a curated record. The transcript has a single exon. NCBI's taxonomy places the organism in Eukaryota, Viridiplantae, Streptophyta, Magnoliopsida, Rosales, Cannabaceae. Gene Ontology annotation, biological process: DNA integration. The coding region runs from base 31 to 4725 and encodes 1564 amino acids. Gene Ontology annotation, molecular function: nucleic acid binding; zinc ion binding.
CUCACAAGUCGUGAGCGCUAGUUCGUAGAAAUGAUGUGCAAUGGUGAGUUCCUUCAAAAGGAACCCGAAGAAGCUCUUGAGUUUCUCAUUGAGCUUGCUGAAAAAUCUCACACAUGGACUGGUCCAAGUGCUGCUGAAAGCACCAACAGAAAUCGACCAGCUGGGAUUUACCAACUUCGGGAAGAGGACAGCUUAAAGGCCCAAGUCGAAUCUUUAAAAAAGCAAAUUGAAAUCCUUACGACUAAAGAUGGCCAAAAAGGGUGCAUGGUUGCCCAAGCACAAUCCAGACCACUCGAACCUUGUUUCGUUUGUGGAGAAAAUGGGCAUUUAGCUAAGGACUGCUUAGUUUACAAAGAAAUGAAGGGGGUUCAUGAGGAGCAAUGCAAUGCCUUAGGGCAAUAUAACAAGCCAUUCUCCCAUACGUACAACCCUGGUUGGAGAAACCACCCGAAUUUCAGUUGGAGAGAUAACUCUAACCAAGCUCAAACGUCUGGAGGACAAUGGAGAAAUGAGAAUCAAGCUCAACCUCCAAAGGCAUAUCAUGCACCUCAAUACCAUGCUCAACAACAAGGAAACUCCCUUGAAAAUACCAUUCAUGCAUUCAUUGAGGAACAAACGAAAAUCAAUCGCCAAUUAAAGGAAGAUGUCCAAGAAAUAAAAAGUCAAUUUUCAAAAUUGAACACAUCCUUAGCUAUUUCUGAGAAAGGCAGACUUCCUUCCCAACCUCAAUUCAAUGCACAAGGGCAACAUAUGGCUGAAACCUCCACCUCUAAUGAUCCCAUCGUUAAAGGGGUUAACGUCAUCACAACAAGAAGUGGUAAAGCUUUGGAAGAUCCAUCCAUCAAAACCACUACUUCAAAUUCAAAAGUUUCCCCUGACAGUGCACCGAUAAAUGCUCAAGCAAAAGUACCAUUUCCCCAGGCUCUUAGACCUGUUGGAAAAAUUCCUGAAAACCGAGCUGAACUCCUUGAGCACUUGACACAAGUGAAGAUUAAUCUUCCUUUGCUUCAUAUCAUAAAACAAGUGCCAGCUUAUGCCAAAAUCAUCAAGGACUUGUGCACUGCUAAGAGAAAGCACCAUGUCAAGAAGACUGCUUUCUUGACUGAACAAGUGAGUGCGGUGAUCGAACAAAAGACACCGCCAAAAUACAAAGAUCCUGGUUGUCCCACCAUUUCAUGCCAAAUUGGGACUCAUGAAGUCAGCCAAGCUUUGCUUGACCUUGGCGCGAGUGUGAAUCUCAUGCCUUACUCUGUGUACUCGCAACUUGGUCUUGGAGAAAUGAAGCCAACAUCUGUUGUGCUGCAGCUUGCUGACCGCUCUAUCAAAAAGCCUCGGGGUAUCGUUGAGGAUGUUCUUGUUCAAAUUGAGAAAUUCUAUUAUCCCGUGGACUUCCUUGUUCUGGAUACUCAAUCUGUGGUCAACAUGGAAUCCAAAAUUCCCAUCAUCCUUGGAAGACCAUUCCUUGCCACUGCAAAUGCUUUGAUCAAUUGUCGUAAUGGUCUAAUGAAAAUAUCAUUUGGAAAUAUGACACUUGAGGUCAACAUUUUUCACAUUGGGAAACAACUUCAAGAGGAUGAAGAAUGUCAUCAAACAUUCAUGAUUGACAAUCUUGUUUCUGAAGAGAUUCAAUUGCAAAGAAAUUUCGUUAAUCUUGAUGAACUCCUCUCACGCCUUGAAAAUGAAAAUCCCAGUUUUGUUGAGUCCGCUCUUGCUACCGUUGAUCAAUUGGACACACAAAACAAAGGGAAGAAAUUUUGGAAGCCACACUUUGAAGCAUUACCUCGUGAGAGGGAAACGCUAAAAGCUUCUGCCGAAGAACCUCCCAAUGUUCAACUGAACCAACUUCCAAAGGGUUUGAAACAUGUUUUUCUGGGAGAUGGCCAAACCUUUCCAGUUAUCAUCUCGUCCGACCUUCAACUUUCUCAAGAAUUGCAGUUACUCGAGCUACUGCGAAAAUACAAACUUGCGAUAGGUUGGACGUUUGCUGAUAUCAAAGGUAUUAGCCCUCGAAUUUGCACCCACCGAAUUAAUCUAGAAGAAGAAGCUAUCCCACGAAGGGACCCUCAAAGAAGACUGAACCCACCAAUGAAAGAAGUGGUGAAAAAUGAAGUGUUAAAACUUCUUGAUGCUGCUAUCAUUUACCCGGUGGCCGAUAGCAAAUGGGUCAGUCCAGUUCAGGUAGUACCUAAGAAAUCAGGUGUUACUGUUGUCCAAAAUGAAAAAGGGGCCCUUGUUCCCACCAAAACUGUGACGGGUUGGCGCAUGUGCAUUGAUUAUCGAAAAUUGAAUGCCGCCUCCCGUAAAGAUCAUUUCCCACUCCCAUUCAUUGAUCAAAUUCUUGAGCGCGUAGCUGGUCAUCCUUUCUACUGCUUUCUCGAUGGUUAUUCAGGUUACUAUCAAAUUGAGAUUGCAUUAGAGGACCAAGAGAAGACCACUUUCACUUGUCCUUUUGGAACAUAUGCUUUCCGGCGUAUGCCAUUUGGACUGUGUAAUGCACCAGCUACUUUCCAAAGAUGCAUGAUGAGUAUUUUCAGUGACAUGAUUGAAAACACCAUGGAAGUUUAUAUGGAUGACUUAACCGUCUUUGGAAAAUCUUUUGACGCAUGCCUUCUCAAUCUUGAGGCUGUUUUAAAACGUUGCAUCGAGAAAGGUCUUGUGCUUAAUUGGGAAAAGUGUCAUUUUAUGGUAUCUUCUGGAAUUGUCUUAGGCCACAUUGUUUCUGAAAAAGGGAUUGAGGUUGAUCAAUCUAAAAUUGACCUCAUCUCUAAACUUCCUACCCCUAAGACUGUCAAAGACAUUCGGUCAUUUCUUGGCCAUGCUGGUUUUUAUAGGAGGUUCAUAAAGAAUUUUUCAAUGAUUUCUCGUCCAUUAUGCAACCUCCUAGCCAAAGAUGCUACUUUUGAGUGGACCCCAAAGUGUGAGGAGUCCUUCCAAACACUUGUGAAUUCACUCACUUCUGCUCCCAUUAUUCAAUCACCCGAUUGGAGUCUUCCUUUUGAAAUCAUGUGUGAUGCCAGUAAUUUUGCUGUUGGAGCUGUUCUUGGACAACGAAGGGAGGGGAAACCUUUUGUUGUCUACUAUGCAAGUAGAACUCUUAAUAGUGCUCAAAUGAACUAUUCCACAACUGAAAAAGAGUUGCUUGCCGUUGUCUUUGCUCUUGACAAAUUUCGAGCUUACCUGAUUGGAUCACCUAUUACGAUCUUCACCGAUCACUCUGCCCUUAAGUACCUCCUUUCCAAAAAGGAUGCUAAGGCACGCUUAAUAAGGUGGAUCCUUCUCUUGCAAGAAUUUGACAUAACAAUCAAAGAUAAGAAAGGUGUUGAAAAUGUAGUCGCGGAUCACUUGUCCCGACUUGAAUUUAGUGAUCCCGCUGAUGGCCCACCUAUUCAUGAUGAUUUCCCCGAUGAACAAUUAUUCGUUGUUACUAAGUUACCGUGGUAUGCGCACAUUGUUAACUACUUAGUAACUGGUGAGCUCCCUUCUGAGUGGAGUUCACAAGACAAACGCAAAUUCUUGGUCGAGGUGCGAAAUUUCUUUUGGGAUGAUCCAUACUUAUUCAAGUAUUGUCCCGACCAGAUUAUGCGAAAAUGCAUUCCCGAUGAUGAGGUGUCUAGUGUGCUAAAUUUUUGCCACAAUGAUGCUUGUGGUGGUCACUUUUCUGUGAAGAAAACCGCUGCAAAAAUCUUACAAUGCGGUCUUUACUGGCCCACUUUGUUCAAAGACACCAAUGAUUUUUGUCGCUCUUGUGUAAGGUGCCAAAAGUUAGGCUCCUUGUCCCGUCGGCACAUGAUGCCCUUGAACCCAAUUCUUGUCAUUGAAGUAUUUGAUUGUUGGGGGAUAGACUUUAUGGGACCAUUUCCACCUUCUUUUGGUUACCUUUACAUCCUUCUUGCUGUGGAUUAUGUUUCAAAAUGGGUCGAGGCAGUACCUUGUCGAAAUAAUGAUAACGCGACUGUUGUGAAAUUCUUAAAAGAAAAUGUGUUAUCGAGGUUUGGUACCCCUCGCGCUAUCAUUAGUGAUCAAGGCACUCAUUUUUGCAACCGAUCUUUUGAGGCUCUUAUGCGAAAGUACGGUGUACUUCACAAAGUUGCCAAUGCCUAUCAUCCACAAACCAAUGGUCAAGCUGAGCUAGCUAAUAGGGAGAUCAAAAACAUUCUUGAAAAGACGGUAAAUCCCGACCGCAAAGAUUGGUCAACACGUCUUCAAGAUGCACUUUGGGCAUAUCGCACUGCUUACAAGUCCCCUCUUGGGAUGUCUCCCUAUCGGCUUGUCUAUGGGAAAGCAUGUCAUUUACCUGUCGAACUUGAGCACAAAGCUUAUUGGGCUAUUAAGGCCCUGAACUUCGAUCUAAGUGCGGCAGGUAUGAACCGAAAACUUCAAUUGUCUGAAAUUGAGGAGUUGAGAAAUGAUGCUUACGAUAAUUCUAGGAUCUACAAAGCAAAGCUGAAAGUUGCUCACGAUAAACAGAUCCUAAGAAAACAUUUUGAGCCGAAUCAAAAAGUACAUUUGUACGAUUCUCGUUUGCAUCUCCACCCCGGUAAGUUGAGAUCGAGGUGGACUGGUCCAUAUGUGGUUAAACAAGUAUUCCCCAACGGUUCUGUUGAAGUCAAGGACCCAACCGAUGGGAGAAUUUUUCGAGUCAAUGGCCAGAGACUGAAACAUUACAUUGAGAGUGUGAGCCUUGUUGAAGAGGUCCUUCUUGAGGACCCAGAUUAUACACUCUGAAAUGUUUAUUUUCCCUAUCUAUAUAUUAUAGUAUUUUAUUUUAUUUUUAUUUUUAUUUUGUGUUUUUGUAUUUUUGUAUUUUCUAUGUUUGUUUUGGGUUACUGUUAUCAGGUUAUCUCCACUCUCACCCCGUGCAUAUUAUCGUCGAUCAGGUGUACUCUUUUCCCUAUCUUUUUCAUUUCAUAUUUUUUGUGACAUUGAGGACACUGUCUAAUUUUGAGUUGGGGGUGGUGAGCUCUGGUGAGCGUUCAUUUAGAGAAUUAUAAUUGUCUUGUUGAAUUUUUUAAGUCAAAUUUUUUCAAAAUUAUCCAAGCAUGAUAGUAAAAUUACAGUUUGAGUCAAUAUUUGCUAUAUUUUGUUACCAAGUUGUGAUUUUCAGAGUUCUUUUGUGCACUUUCCAAACAUGUGGUAAAAUAGUUGUAAACACAUAUAGUUAAGAAAAAUUUUGAGUGUAAAGUUUUUCAUUUUUUGUGAGUUGUGAGAGUUGAGAAAAUAACUUUUUGAACUUUCAUUGAUCAUUUGAGUUGGUAAAGUUAAACUUUUAGAAUUUCAAACAUGACAUUUACUAGAGGGAUUAAUUUAUUGUCAAAAGAGCCUUUGUGUUUAUUUCUUUGUAACUUUAUUAUAUUUCUUUAUAUCUUUAUUUUUAUAUGUUGUCUCUUGUCAAAAAAAAAAAAAGAAGAAGAAAAAAAAAAGUAAAAAAAAAAAAAAUCGUCAAAAAAAUAUAUAUAAUGAAAAAAAAAAAAAAA